GCCAAGGCGCCCACACAAAGAAUAAAUACGAAACGAAGAAGUGAAGAACGAUUUAGUGAAAAAAAGACCUAUUUUGUGAAUUGCUGCACCAGGAAAAACACAGACGAAGAGAAUACGAAACUCAACCCUAGAUGAUGGCAGUGAAACAGCACCAACCCUUUCCAGAAAUACCCUCUGCCCUGUUGUGGGAAAUUCUGGGUAGGCUUCCGAUUAAGACGUGUUUAACUUGCAAGCUUGUUUGCAAAGAAUGGUAUCAUGCCAUCGCCAGUCCCGAUUUCUCUUCUUUCCUCUGCCGUUUUAUGGCCCCCCAACUUAACGUCUUGUUUUGUUGUUACUCGGGCGCUACUGUGAGAUCUACUUUCAAUUUGAUUGGGCUUGAAAAGGGUUCGAAUGUCGAUGAUACAGGCCAAUUCAAGGUUCUCGUUCUGCUUUGGGAUGUGGAGAGGAAGAUCCAACUAGCAAAGAUCCAGACUUUGGGUGAUGGUGAAUGGAGGAGUGUGGGCAACUCACCCUUGAAGAUUGUGAGGGGUGGAUGUUUUCUGAACGGGUCUAGUCAUUGGCGUGAUGACAAGUGUAUAUGGUCCUUUCAUUUUGGGGAAGAACGGUUCUCGCCAACCCCAAUCCCAUUUCCCGAUGAUGUCAUCAGUGAGGCCUAUAAGAAGAAGAGUAAAAUCUUGUGCGUUUUCAACUAUUGUCUAUGUUUGAGAUGUUCCUCGUGCGUUGUUGGUGAUGAGAUUGACGUAUGGAUAAUGAAGGAGUAUGGUGUGAAAGAAUCUUGGGUGAGGCAAUUUGUCAUAGUGAAUGAUCCAUGGAGUGUGCCUCUAAUGCAUAUGGAUGAGGGGAAGAUACUUGCGGAGAGUGGAAACAAAUUAUAUUUAUAUGACCCGCAAACUCGGGUUGCUAAGACAAUGAACUUUGACGGGCUUUCUGGGUGAUGGGUGCCGCCCGUGGCACUUGAUGCAAGUUUCUUGAGGUUUAUAAAUCUUAUCAAAUUAUUAUGUUACUCUUUGCCUAGUUUUUAUUUAUUUAUCUGUUGGCUUAGUUGUGUUAGAGUUUUUUUGAGAUAACCUAUGGUAAAACUGCCUACCUUCUCUUUUGAGCAAAAGAAAGGUUUUUUUUUUUU
This is a messenger RNA of Cuscuta campestris, 1123 nucleotides long. The record is from the annotation of a GenBank genome assembly. Lineage: Eukaryota; Viridiplantae; Streptophyta; Magnoliopsida; Solanales; Convolvulaceae.